AAAUAAAUAUUAUAAUUAAAGCAUUGGGGUGGAGAUAAUGUGAUCUCGACAUGGAGGCGAAUCUGAGUUUCUUGGAGGUGUCGAAUGGGACAUUAAAUGCUACUUCUGACGGUGACGGCCUGCUCGGAGCAGCUAGUGUUUCGCAAUGGUACGAAAUGGGGAAAGUGCAGAUACCAUUGUACACCGUGAUAUUCCUGCUCGCUGUCGUUGGGAACACAUUAGUGAUCGUCACUCUGGUACAGAAUCAAAGGAUGCGAACGAUAACCAACUUAUUCUUGCUGAACUUGGCCAUAUCUGAUUUACUACUGGGCGUCCUCUGCAUGCCCUUCACGCUCAUCGGUGCCCUCCUGCGAGACUUUGUCUUCGGCGAAGUUAUGUGCAAACUUCUGCCCUUCUUGCAAGCGUGUUCCGUGUCCGUGGGAGUUUGGACGUUGGUCGCAAUUUCUGUGGAGAGAUAUUACGCCAUAUGUCAUCCGCUGAGGUCGCUCAGAUGGCAGACCAUCAGCCAUGCCUACAAACUCAUCAUCGCCAUUUGGGCGGGCAGCGUAAUCUGCAUGGGACCCAUCGCCUUACUCAGCCAGCUGAAGCCCACAAAUCAAGGGAAUCAUAAAUGCAGGGAAGAUUGGCACACUUUGGACUACGAGAAGGCUUUCAACAUCUUCCUCGACGUGGUGUUAUUGGUGGUUCCCCUCUUCGUACUAGCAGUCACUUACUCCUUAAUUACAAACACGCUAUGCAAAGGAAUGCAGACGGAGAGAACUCUCCGAGACAGCGGAGCUGGAGGUGUAGUUGAGGUGUACAUUAACAUGCAGAGCACGAGCAGCAAACGGUGGAGCCGCACUUCACGAGGCACCAGCCUACGCCAAUUACGCCAAAAUUGGUCGCAGGAUUCGACCUCUCCCAUUGGCUCCCAACGCACGGGUCUCAGACGAUCCAAUGCCGAACGAAGCCUCACCAACAAAAAGCGCGUCAUCAAAAUGCUCUUCGCCGUAGUCCUGGAAUUCUUCAUAUGUUGGACACCCCUAUACGUAAUCAAUACGAUCGUCCUCUUUGAUGCGGAAAUCGUGUACAACAAUCUGGGAUACACGGUUAUAGGAUACUUGCAGCUGUUGGCCUAUUCAUCGAGCUGCUGCAAUCCCAUUACAUAUUGCUUCAUGAAUUGCGGCUUCAGGAAAUCCUUCAUGAAAUUGUUCCGGUGUCAUCGGGAGGCGCAAUCGAAUAAAAGCCUUCUCAAUGGCAGCGAAUUCAAUAUGGAUACGAAGUGCGCCAUCAGGAACGAACCACUCUGACGGACCACCUUCAAAUCACCUGUAAAUAUACAACGCUGUACAUAUUGAAACUUACGUGAACGAAGCGAAACGCAAUUUUCAGUGUUAUUCAUCUCAUUGCGACAUCUUCAGGCCU
Molecule: messenger RNA, 1404 nt
Organism: Nicrophorus vespilloides
Lineage: Eukaryota; Metazoa; Arthropoda; Insecta; Coleoptera; Silphidae
Product: cholecystokinin receptor-like
Exons: 6
Coding region: 51-1289 (412 amino acids)
Biological process (GO): neuropeptide signaling pathway
Cellular component (GO): membrane
Molecular function (GO): neuropeptide receptor activity
Source: RefSeq, a predicted model, not a curated record